CUGAAUCAAAAAAUUCGAUGAAUUUUAAUAUUGAAACAGCUACUAGAUAAUCUUAAAGAUUUGUUUUCUUAAUAUAACACUUAUGUUCCUAUUUUAAGGAUCAAGUCCAGUAUUUACGGCCUUUUCGAAGAUUUUUUUGGAGUUUAUCUAUACGCCGAUCGGUGUAUAUAUGUCUUUGGAGUUUAUCUAUAUGCCGAUCGGUGUAUAUAUGUCUGUGUGUUGAAAGCAAAGUUUUAACAUUGUGUGAUUCUUUAUUGCAGAGGAAAAAAUGGCGUCGAACGGAACAGAGAACGGAGAAUUCAGUUUUGCGAGCAACAUAAGGGGCCGCAAUGGCCUGUCGAAAAUUCAAACGCACAAGAAGAAUCAAGAUGAGAUCUGCCAUGACGAUAGUGCUACUCCGGUGAAAGCUAAGACUAUUGACGAGUUACAUUCACUUCAGAGGAAAAAAUCGGCACCGACAACUCCGAUCAAAGGAACCGAGGGCGCCUUUGCCGCCAUCUCCGAAGAAGAACGCCAGCAACAACAGCUCCAAUCCAUCAGUGCUUCAUUGGCAUCACUUACGAGGGAGACGGGGCCGAAGGUGGUGAGAGGAGACCCGGCAAGGAAGUCGGAAACGCCGAAGGUGUCACAUGUGACCCACCACCAUUAUGCUCCCACCCUCAGCACCAGUGAUAGCGGCCUCAAGUUUACCCACAUCCUCUACAAUCUCUCUCCUGCGGAGCUUUAUGAGCAAGCCAUAAAGUACGAGAAAGGGUCGUUCAUAACGUCCGGUGGUGCUUUAGCCACACUCUCCGGGGCAAAGACAGGCCGCUCGCCAAGGGAUAAACGCGUUGUCAAGGAUGAGAGCACCGCAGAUGAGCUUUGGUGGGGGAAGGGCUCCCCCAACAUUGAAAUGGACGAACACACUUUCUUGGUAAACAGAGAAAGAGCCGUCGAUUACUUAUGCUCAUUGGACAAGGAACCAUCCGUUGUUUCUUAA
Ilex paraguariensis (yerba mate) is the source of this 979-nucleotide messenger RNA. The record is from the annotation of a GenBank genome assembly. Lineage: Eukaryota; Viridiplantae; Streptophyta; Magnoliopsida; Aquifoliales; Aquifoliaceae.